UCCCUACACGUGCCUCACCAUCUUUUGUUCUCUCGCUCCCAACUCAACUCCUCCUGGGGUUUCUUCUCUCACAUUUUGUUACUGCAACAACUCAAGUACACUCAACUUGAAAAGCUCGAAAUUGUGGAAAAAUGUGACUGAUACGACCACAAUCGUGGUUGCACAAACCAACUAAAAUCCUUGACGUUGUGGCCAAAAUGGUGGUCGCAGACUUUUUUAAAACCUUUAACCUUUUCAACAAGCCAGCAAAAGUUUUUCCAAGGGAUGGAGACCAUUGGUUCUGUGGAUGACCUCUUGGAUUUUUCGUUGGACAUAGGUGAGGAAGAUGAUGACGAAGACAAACACAGGAAAUCCUGUCCUUCACUUAACUCAAAAUGUGGCAAUCCAUCAUUGUUUAACUCAUUGGUACCAGAGGAUCCGAACCAUUCAUAUUCUGAGUUUGUGGAGGAGGAGCUUGAAUGGCUAUCCAACAAAGAUGCAUUUCCUUCUGUUGAAACAUUUGUUGACUUAUCAUCUAUUCAACCUGAUACAGCCAAGAUAAAAAAAUCAACCCCAGUAACAACCCCAGUACUUGAGGACAGCACAGGCAGUAACAACAGUAAUAACAGCAGUAACAGUAUUUCCCUCUUAAACAGCUGUGAUCACCUUAAGGUUCCAGUCCGUGCUCGUAGCAAGAGGCGCAGUCGGUGUCGCCCUGGCAUUGCUGACGAAAACUCUGGUCAGCAAGUUUGGUGGAGACAACCAAGUAAUGAAAUUUCCAAGGCAGAAGAAGGGAUGAAAAUCUCACCAAUUGGGAGGAAAUGUCAGCACUGUGGAGCUGAAAAAACUCCACAGUGGAGGGCAGGUCCCCUUGGGCCAAAAACACUUUGUAAUGCAUGUGGGGUUAGGUUUAAGUCUGGUCGGCUUGUGCCUGAAUACCGUCCUGCUAGUAGCCCAACUUUUCGUAGUGAUUUGCAUUCUAAUUCCCACAGGAAGAUAGUAGAGAUGAGGAGGCAGAAGCAAAUGGGAAUGGGAUAAAUGCGAAGUGGUAGUGAGCAGUGCUAUUGGCAUUCAGCCAGCUAGGACUUAGAGAUUUGAUUUUCUUUUCGAUUUUGAUUUAUUCUAAUUAAUUUUUUGUUCAUUUCUGCUAUGGGUUGGUUUUAGACAGGGAAGUCAAAAUUCUUGAUUGAAAAUGAAGUUAGGAAGGUUUAGAUUGCUUGUGUAUUUGUUAUGCAGAAAACAAGGAAGCCAAAUUGGGAUCAUUUGAUUUGGCUAUUUCUUAAGGCUGUAACAUGUAGAGGUAAGUUGCUGGAAUGAUGAUUGUGGUCCCUUUUCCGAUGGGAGGCUAUUAUUCUUAUCUGAACUAAUUCUAAAUUGUUAAGACAGUAGGGGUGCAGUUGAUUGUUGAGGAAAUAUGUCACCAUUCAAGGAGUGAUGACAUUAUUCAUGUAUUUGAAGAAAGAAAAGAUAAAUGCUGUCUUAUCUUAGAUGUAAAGACAGGUAUUUCUUUAUUAUUUGAUUCUCCUUCUAAGGGAUCCAAAUGUAUGCAACAAAAUUUGAAUCAAUCCAGCCUUGACUAAUUGGUUUCUA
Messenger RNA from Vigna unguiculata (cowpea), 1569 nucleotides. RefSeq names its product GATA transcription factor 1. NCBI's taxonomy places the organism in Eukaryota, Viridiplantae, Streptophyta, Magnoliopsida, Fabales, Fabaceae. Gene Ontology annotation, biological process: cell differentiation; regulation of DNA-templated transcription. The record is from RefSeq and is a predicted model, not a curated record. Gene Ontology annotation, cellular component: nucleus. Gene Ontology annotation, molecular function: sequence-specific DNA binding; zinc ion binding.